Molecule: messenger RNA, 183 nt
Organism: Penicillium chermesinum
Lineage: Eukaryota; Fungi; Ascomycota; Eurotiomycetes; Eurotiales; Aspergillaceae
Exons: 2
Coding region: 1-183 (60 amino acids)
Source: RefSeq, a predicted model, not a curated record
AUGUCCGUGGAAGAUCCAUCCACAAAGCUUGCAGAUAGAUCAUCCCAGCUACUAACGCAGCUAGAUAUUGCUGCGUCGAUCGCGGACUUGAACCCUCCGCAAGCUGAGGUUGCUCAGUUACUCCACAAUAGCCUCGGAAGACUUGCCUUGACCACGAGAUGCUACUUUUUGUCCAUUGCCUAA